AUGGAUAAUAGUAAUGAGAAAGCUUUCCAAGCCACUUCUAGAUCUAACACCAACCUUCUUCAAGAUCCUUCAAGUUGUUACUACCUUCACCCAAGUGAGACACCUGGAAUCACUCUCACAACCACUCCACUGACCACAUUGAACUACCACACCUGGUCCAGAUCUUUGUGGAUCUGUUUAAAAUCGAAGAAUAAAAUUAGAUUCAUUGAUGGCACAUUACUCAAACCAGCUCCAACAGAUGAUUCGUAUGAUGCUUGGGACCGUUGCAACACGUUUGUGCUAUCAUGGCUACAUGGAUCAUUGAGUCCAGAAAUUUUGCAGAGUGUACUGUGGUGUGACAAUGCACACGAACUGUGGAAGGACCUCAAACAUCGAUUUUAUGAGGGUGAUCUAUUUUGGAUUGCUAAGCUUGAGGAAGAUCUGUUCAGCACAAAGCAAGGUAAGUUAUCCAUCACCUCUUACUAUACAAAACUGAAAGGGAUCUGGGAGGAAAUAGACGAAUUCAGGCCCAUACCAACUUGUGCUUGCUUGAGUAAUUGUAGCUGUGGAUUAGACAUAAUGAGGCAAUAUAGGUUGCAGUCUUAUAUGAUUCGUUUUCUUAGAGGUUUAAAUGACCAAUAUGCAAGUGUGCACUCCCAUAUUAUGUUGCUUAAGCCCCUUCCAGAUGUGAAUAUUAUUUUUUCUCUACUUCUUCAACAAGAGAGACAAAUGAUGCAUCUCAUUGAACCAGAUUCUAGAAUGUUAGUGAAUGAUGUUUACACUAAAUCUAUAGGUGAAAGAGAGCUAUACCAGAUUAACCAAGGCAGUGUCAAAUUUGUCAAUACUGGAGGUGAAAAAGGCCAAUUCGGGGCCAAUAAUGUCAGAGAAAGAGGAAGAGGGCGUGGCAAAGGUGGCAGAGGUACUACUAGAGGAGCUCCCAAACUUUGCUCUUAUUGUGGAAAACAAGGUCACUUGGUGGAUACAUGUUACCAGAAGCAUGACUUUCAACCACAUCUGCAACCAAAUCACUCUAAUGGAGUACCUCUUUCAGCUAAUUCAGUGAACUCAGUGGUAGUUGCGAGUAAUGCAUAAUGCAACCCCACAGUUAUCCAAAAUGAAGGCAAGAUCAGUUUGGAUGGGAUAUUCUCGGAUAGACAGAAAGAAGCACUUAUUGCACUAUUCCAGCAACAUAAAGAACCUCUUCAUGAUGAAAAUUUGGCAACCAUUCAUGCUCCUUCAGCCGGAGCGGCCUACCUUGAGGAUGAUUGAAAUUACUGAUCAAAAGUGAGGGCUGUAUACAAUGAAUACUCAAGCAAAGAUGGCUGUUAACUUUAGCAAAUUAGAAGAAAAGAUUUUGAAUAUUAUGACAGAAGAACAGGACACUUCACACACUUCACAGAGUGUUUUUUGGCAUUAUAGGUUAGGCCAUAUAUCUUUUAGUAGAUUACAACAAUUACAAAAAAUGCAUCCAUUCAUCUCAUGUCCAAACAAUGAUGUACCAUGUGAUCCAUGUCAUUUUGCAAAACAAAAGAGGCUACCU
Arachis ipaensis is the source of this 1519-nucleotide messenger RNA. NCBI's taxonomy places the organism in Eukaryota, Viridiplantae, Streptophyta, Magnoliopsida, Fabales, Fabaceae. The record is from RefSeq and is a predicted model, not a curated record.